Messenger RNA from Neurospora tetrasperma FGSC 2508, 2148 nucleotides. RefSeq lists its product as uncharacterized. NCBI's taxonomy places the organism in Eukaryota, Fungi, Ascomycota, Sordariomycetes, Sordariales, Sordariaceae. Gene Ontology annotation, biological process: positive regulation of transcription by RNA polymerase II. The transcript has a single exon. Gene Ontology annotation, molecular function: metal ion binding; transcription cis-regulatory region binding. The record is from RefSeq and is a predicted model, not a curated record. The coding region runs from base 4 to 2049 and encodes 681 amino acids.
AAUAUGAACUCGACCCUAUCAGCCCCGGGCAAGUCCCUUUCCGCUCCUCAAACCUCCAACUUCUCGCAAGCCUCCUCGCAAGCACCCCCACCUGUGGGCUUUGAUUCCGCUCGACGCCAAGGUACAGGUCAAACCCAGGGAUCAAGCGCUUCACAAUCCGCCCCACGGAGGAAUCAGGGCGCCAGACGGCAACAUAGAGACAUGAGGCGCCCCGGCGCAAUGCGGCAGCAGAGCCGUGUGAAUGAUGACGAAGACAUUUUGGCCGAAAUGCGAGCUAUGCGGAAUGCUUCGAGCCGUCGCGGACAGACCUCCAUUACACAUUUGCUGAAUUUAAACCCUCCGCCUCGCCCAGUCUACGACAGCACUCACAGCUAUUCCUCCCGCUCUUAUCGCCGAAACCCUAGCUAUGGCGUUGGUUCCGGCUACCAUUCUAUGGACAAGGCUCGCUAUGUUCAUGCCAAUUACCGAUUCGUCGUGUCACCCGGUGGCAAUUACACGGCGCAAGCAUCAGACGCAGACGAACAUCUCGAAUGGACCGAUAUCCUACAGAUCGUUGCUUCAACAGAGUCGCAACAGACCUCAUGCCCAAUCUGUCUUUCGGAGCCCGUCGCGCCACGCAUGGCGAAAUGCGGCCACAUUUUCUGUCUGCCAUGUCUUAUCCGGUUCAUGAAUACGAUGCCCAAUGAUGACGGCCGCUCACACCCGGAAAAGAAGCAGAAUCGAUGGAGAAAGUGCCCCAUCUGCGAUGAUACAGUCUACCUAAACGAAGUUCGCCCGGUCAGGUUCUAUGCCGGUCAAGAGAGCGCCCUCCCCCGGCCAGGCGAGGAUGUAGUGCUGCGUCUAAUGGCGCGCAAUGCAAAGAGCACUCUCGCACUACCCAAAGAAGGCGCUGCAGAGGUACUGCAAUCGGGCGAUGACAUCCCCUGGCACUUUGCCGCCAAUGUUCUGGAUUAUGCAAGGAUCAUGAAGGGUACUACCGGGUAUAUGGAAGAGCAGUAUGACCAAGAAGUGGACGACUUAACCAAGCAGGAGAAAGAAGAUGAACUGAUGUUCCACGAAGAUAACGAAUGGACCCAGAAAGCCAUCAGGGCAGUUCAUACGGCAAAGGAGAAGUUGAAGGAGCUUGAUUCUAGCCAGACAACGGCACUUGCAACAUCGGCCGCUGCCGGAUCCCAGUCCAGGAAGCGUGAUGAGGACCUUGAUUUCUUUUUCUACUCUGCACCUCCGCAUCUUUACCUCUCACCCUUGGACAUUAGGAUUUUAAAGACCCAAUUUGGCUCUUUCUCUGAAUUCCCAACCACACUUCUUCCAAGGGUUGAGCAUAUCUCUACAGGCAACGCCGUCGACGAUGUCAUGCGGAAACGCGCCAAAUACUUGGGUCAUCUACCCCGAGGAUGUCUCAUCAGCUUCCUCGAAUGCAACUGGACUGACAUCGUUACCCCUGAGGUUCUUGAAACCUUCAAGGAGGAGAUCGAGCGCCGGCGUAAGCGAAAUAAGGACAAAAUUGCUCAGGAGGAGCGUGAGCGUCUGCAGGCAGAGCGCCUGGAAGCCGCUGCUAUCCGUGGUGCCAGGCGUCAGGCGGGCCCGUUAGCAGAGGAAGGGAUCAUUCGGUAUGGUAAUGCCGAUGCGGAUCGGCCCCCGGUGAACAUGGACGACUUCAUCCCUCUUGGUGCGGAAGCGCCAAGUACGACACCACCAAAUCCAAGGACUGGAUUUGGUACCCUGUCAGAGAUGAGUACCAGCCCGAGUGCACAAAGGACGGUCUGGGGUACGCCGGCUAUUCAUGGGGAUGAGCCGGAAUACAUGGUGCCCAAGAACCCGGUUGAUGAUGGCUGGUUGAAGGAUGAUGAUGUUAUAGACAGUCUGAGCACGCAGGAUAUCGCUUUCCAGAUGGAGGCAAUGGGCCUCGAGAAUGGUGCUGGUAGCAGCAGUGCUGCCGCUGCCGCUUCCGCGGUGGGCGGUGCUAAGGCCGGCGGUGGCGCCAAAGGUGGAAAGAAGAAGAAACAGAAGAUCACAUUGAUGAGUACCGGAGGUAGGAGGGGCCUCUAGGAACACUGGCCUGGAAAGGUUAGCAGAUUAUCAAAAGCCGGGUCAUCUCUUUAGACAUUUGCGCAACAAGAUCAUCAAGAUAUUGGCUUCUGACCUGGG